Molecule: messenger RNA, 1564 nt
Organism: Pyrenophora tritici-repentis Pt-1C-BFP
Lineage: Eukaryota; Fungi; Ascomycota; Dothideomycetes; Pleosporales; Pleosporaceae
Product: GalE, UDP-glucose 4-epimerase
Biological process (GO): beta-D-galactose catabolic process via UDP-galactose, Leloir pathway
Cellular component (GO): cytosol
Molecular function (GO): UDP-glucose 4-epimerase activity
Source: RefSeq, a predicted model, not a curated record
CGUGUUCUGCCUAAUUGACCGUGAGCUGCGUGGAAUCCCAAAAGCUGUGCGUAUAUAAAGAUUUCUGGGCAUACCUACCAAGUCUCACAUCACGGCAACAACAUUCGCUCUUCAUUAAUUCACUCUUUUCUUCGAUACGCAAGCUUUCCUGCACGUCAUGUCGUCAUCUUCAUCGAUGUUUUCAUGCUCGCCGUCCGCAUCGCCCGCGGCCGUCAGCACACCAGAAACCCAAAAAUCCGUACUCUUCGACGACGAUGUGGUUGCGGAUCCCCUCGACAUUGCCGGAUCGGAUUCUCCAUUCAUCAUGGUUGUCGGUGGGCUCGGAUAUAUCGGCUCGCAUACAACACUGGAGCUGCUCAAGGAAGGCUACAACGUCCUCGUCGUUGACGAUCUCAGCAACUCAUACGAAAACGUUUUGAGCAGGAUCAGAAUCCUCGCACUCGAAUAUUGCGCGGCACAAGGAAAGCAAAUGCCAACAUUGCAGUUCCGGAAGCUUGACUACAGAAGCUCUCAGAUGAAAGUCGUGCUGUCUGAGUAUUCAUCAUACUGUAUCGGCAGUAAACCAGCACCAAACGCGGUUCGGUUCCCCUUUUCGACGCUGCAGCGAAUGGAUUCCGGUAUCGACAUAGCAAUGGAUGAUGUACAGCGUCCCGUUCUUGAGCGUAGAUCCAGAAUCUCGGGGGUGAUCCAUUUUGCGGCGUACAAGUCCGUCGAAGAGAGUAUCCGGAUGCCACUGAGAUACUACAACAACAACGUCUGUGGGCUAGUAGACUUUCUGGGUCUGCUGGAGGAGUUUGGAAUCAAGAACUUUGUAUUUUCGUCGUCGGCAACGGUUUACGGCGAAGGUGCCAACUGCGGAGUGCCUCUCCGUGAAGAGCUGUGUGUUCAUCACACGGAGUCUUUCGUAGACAACCAAGGAGUUGAACAGAGCGUGCUUCCAGGAGUUAUGGGUCUAACAUCUCCCUACGGACGGUCCAAGUUCAUGUGCGAAUCCAUCUUGGCAGAUCUUGCGGUGUCCGACCCAACAUGGGCCAUUACAGCGCUGCGAUACUUCAACCCGGUCGGAUGUCACGAGUCUGGUCUUUUGGGCGAGGAUCCACGGCAGAAGCCCAGCAAUCUGAUUCCAGUCAUCGCAACAGUGCUGACAGGGACUAAGCCAGUACUGGACAUCUUCGGCACUGACUGGAACACACCCGAUGGUACAGCUGUUCGUGACUUCAUCCACGUAGUCGAUCUGGCUCGGGGUCACAUUGCAGCACUAGCGGCCUCGGCUGCUGGUCGUACCAAAGGCGCCUUCCGUACCUACAACCUUGGUACUGGACGAGGACAUAGCGUCCGUGAGGUGCUUGGGAGUCUGGAAGGAGCGUCCCAGCGGAAGAUCCCAGCGCGGGAAGUUGGCCGUAGACCGGGUGACGUUGGCUUCUGCGUGGCAGAGGUGCGCCGAGCUGAAACCGAGCUGCAAUGGAGAGCAGAGCGGUCUCUGGACGACUGUUCCGGAGACGUUUGGAACUUCACAAAGGCUCGAUGUGCCGGAUCGCGGGAGUCUGAUCCAAUGGUGUGCUAG